AUGUCAAACUAUGAUCAAGCCCACUCUUUCCCUGUCUACGUUCACCCCAUCCCCCAAAACCACCCUACAAUCUGCGCCUAUGAGCGCCGCCAUUCCAACUCCUCGGACUGCAAGCAUGCUGUGGUCUUCAUCGGUGGACUAGGUAGUGGUCCGCAUACGACGCAUUACCUUGACGCCUUGAAUGCCAUGUUGGAAUGUGCUAGUCAGAGUAGCACGGAUAACGUCAAGUACAAUCUGUGGGAGUUGAGAAUGAGGUCUAGUUAUACCGCGUUUGGCUAUGGAAGUCUUAAAGAGGAUGGCGAAGAUGUUGCGAGUCUGGUGGGACAUCUCAAGGGAAUCGGAGUGGAGAAAAUCGUUCUGGUGGGCAGCUCAAGUGGCUGUCAGGCCAUCAUGACUUAUGCCAGUACUGAGCCGGCGCCACCUCCAGUCGACGGCUAUAUCAUGCAAGCCCCAACUUCAGAUCGCGAAACAGCAGGAUUACUCAUGCCACAGGACCUGCUUUCCGCUAGUCUCGAAUACGCUGGAGAUCUUAUUGCUAAAGGCAAGGAGAAGACCAUCAUGCCAGCCUCCUUCAUCCCAUCUAUCAUCACCUCGCCUGUGACAGCAUACCGCUGGUACUCCUUAGCCUCCGUUGGCGGCGAUGACGACUUCUUUUCGUCUGAUCUACCGACCUCAGCUCUUCAGUUUACCUUUGGAAGACUGGACAAACCGAUGUUAAUUUUGAUGUCUGAGAAGGAUGAGAUGGUUCCGCUUACGGUGGAUAAGGAGUUGUUGCUGGGGAGAUGGGUCAAAGCCAUUCCAGAGGGUUUGGCGAGUGAGCAAUCACAGAUUAUUACCACCGCUGACCACGAGCUCAGCGAGGAAAGAGUAGCUAGGUAUUUCGUAGGGCUGGUUGUUGAAUUUCUAAAGGAGCUCAACAAGGAACCUGCUGGAGCGCCCUUGAAGGUCUGCUAA
Alternaria arborescens is the source of this 954-nucleotide messenger RNA. RefSeq lists its product as hypothetical. The transcript is spliced from 2 exons. NCBI's taxonomy places the organism in Eukaryota, Fungi, Ascomycota, Dothideomycetes, Pleosporales, Pleosporaceae. The record is from RefSeq and is a predicted model, not a curated record. The coding region runs from base 1 to 954 and encodes 317 amino acids.